GUAUGCCGUUUGGAUGUUUGAUUUCACAGAUUUGUGUUAGAUUGCUUAGCCAUUAACUGCUUAAGACAAGUGAAUGUUUGCCUACCGCUAGGAUCUCCUUGUGCCAAAAUGCUAAAAAAAAAUAUGACUGUACAAGAAUGGUUGAACUAAGUGUUUAACAGGUUUUUUCGACUGGUCCAAUACGUUGACACUUCAGCUGCUAUUUCAUUGUAUGCCAUCAGAUGGGAUAUCUCAUACAAAGGACAAAAGUCGUGUAAUCGGAGUAUAGAAGGAAAAGAAGAACGUCGCCGCGGACGAAAUUAACGAGCACCCCUUAAAGGCUGGCUGACAAGACGGCCAAAUUCUGGAAUGUGAACCUGCCAUUUUCAUCGCCUUGCUCGUGAAUCAUCGUUUUUGUCUGAAAUUGCGACCCAGUUCAGGUUGCGUUUGAAAGGGGUUGUAAAUUCUGAAGGAAGUGCAGCUACUUUCCCAUUUGACACAGCCUGUAGCGUUACUGUGUGUGCCAUGCGUCUCUCCUCCUUCCUUGCGCUGUUCCGGCCUGCCCUGCCUCUCAUCCUUGGGCUCUCUCUGGGGUGCAGCCUGAGUCUGCUGAUGGUGUCGUGGACUCAGGGAGAUGCGGAGGAGUCCUGCGGGGAUGAGUUUGUGAACAGGGGGCUGUUCCCCGGGAGUCUUAGAGGGGACUCCCAAGGUGGCCCUGGGGGUGAUGGCAAUGAGGACUUCCAGCCCCGCAUUGUUCCCUACCACAAGGACCCCAACAAACCGCACAAGAAAGUCCUCAGGACGCGCUACAUUCACACGGAGCUGGGCAUGCGAGAGCGUCUCCUGGUGGGCGUGCUGACGUCGCGGGCCACCCUCAACACGCUGGCGGUGGCGGUGAACCGCACGGUGGCGCACCACUUCCACCGCACCUUCUUCUUCACGGGCCUGCGGAGCCCUAAGCUGCCGCACGGCAUGGCGGUGGUCGCCCACGGGGACGACCGGCCCGUCUGGCUCAUGUACGAGACGGUGCGCCACCUGCACCAGCACUACGGCGCCGACUACGACUGGUUCUACCUGGCGCAGGACGACACGUACACGCAGGCGGAGCGGCUGGCCGAGCUGGUGGGUCACCUGAGCGCCGGGCAGGACCUCUACAUGGGCCGGGCCGAGGAGUUCAUCGGCGGCGAGGAGCGCGCCCGCUACUGCCACGGCGGCUACGGCUACCUGCUCUCCCGCAGCCUGCUGGCCCGCCUGCAGCCCCACCUGGACGUCUGCCGCAACGACAUCCUGAGCGUCAGGCCUGACGAGUGGCUCGGCCGCUGCAUCAUCGACUACCUGGGUCUGAGCUGCGUGGAGAUGCACCAGGAGAUGACGUACCGCUACUUUGAGCUGGAGAAGAACGCGGACCCGGAGCGCGAGGACAGCACUCAGUUCAAGAACGCCUUCACGGUCCACCCAGUCUCCGAGCCCGACCUCAUGUACCGCCUGCACAAGCGCUUCAGCCAGAUCGAGCUGGACCGCACCUACCAGCAAAUCCAGCAGUUGCAGGUCCAGAUCAAUAACCUGAGCGAGCUGACCCCGGAGGGGAAGGAGGGCGCCACCUGGCCCAUCGGCAUCAACCCGCCCUUCCGGCCCAAGACGCGCUUCGAGGUCAUCAACUGGGACUACUUCACGGAGGAGCACAUCUACUCGUGCGCCGACGGCUCGCCCAAGUGCGAGCUGCGCGGGGCGGACCGGGCGGACGUGAGCGCCGUGCUGGAGACCGCCGUGGAGCGGCUCAACGAGCGCUACCAGCCGCAGCUGCGCUUCCGCAAGCGCCGCCUCCUCAACGGCUACCGCCGCUUCGACCCCACCCGCGGCAUGGAGUACACGCUGGACCUGGCGCUGGAGGCCGUCACGCAGAAGGGCCACAGCCAGGUCAUCGCCAAGCGCGUGGGCCUGCUGCGGCCGCUCAGUUCAAUCGAGAUCAUCCCCAUGCCGUACGUGACGGAGGCCACGCGGGUGCAGGUCAUCCUGCCGGUGACGGCGCGCGAGCAGGACUACGUGGGCAACUUCCUGGACAUGUACGCCAUGAAUGCGUUGGACACGCACGACAACGCGCUGCUCACCUUCCUGUUCGUCUACGACCCCUUCGACGCGCAGCGGGUGAGCGAGGCCGACGUCUUCGCCGGCGCCAAGGCCAUGAUCGGCGAGGUGGAGAAGCGCUACGGCGACGUGAAGAUCCCCUGGAUCAGCGUAAAGACGGAGGUGCCCUCGCAGGUCAAGCUGAUGGACAUCAUCUCCAAGAAGCACCCGGUGGACACGCUCUUCUUCCUGGCCAGCGUGUGGACGGAGGUCAACGGUGACUUCCUCAACCGCUGCCGCAUGAACGCCAUCAGCAACUGGCAGGUCUUCUUCCCCAUCCACUUCCAGGAGUACAGCCCCGCCAUCGUGUACCGCGACCAGCAGCCCUCGGCCGCUGCCUCGUCCUUCUCCUCCGAGGGCCUCCGCGACGGCCGCUUCGACCGCCACGUCUUCGACGAGGCCUGCUUCUACAACGCCGACUACAUGGGCGCCCGCACCAAGAUGGCGGCCGACAUCCUGGACAACGACGAGCUGCUGGAGAGCAUGGACGUCUACGAGAUCUUCGUGCGAUACUCCGGCCUGCACGUCUUCCGCGCCGUGGAGCCGGCGCUGGUACAGAAGUACGUGCAGCGGGCCUGCAACCCGCGCUUCAGCGAGGACAUCUACCAUCGCUGCGUCCUCAGCAACCUGGAGGGCCUGGCCUCCCGCUCGCACCUGGCCAUGGCCUUGUUUGAGCAGGAGCAGGCCAACAGCACCUAAAACCUCCCUCCGCUCUGGCGCGGUUUAGCAAAGUCGCGGAUACGCGCGAGCGCUUUCUCUGGAGGCCCCGCUGCUCAAACUCGCCGCACGGGGAGAGACUGGAGAGGCCUUAAGGGUGGGAACCACCAUCCUGUGAACUGUUAAGACUUGAAAAGACGUAGGUGAUCCAGGCGUUAAGCUUGUGUCACUCGGAGAAAGUUGCACCGUGGAGAACCGGUCGACCUCAAACACUCCAGCCUUUUUUUCCUCUGUUACCUUCAGUCAUUAAAACAAACAUUCCUGUGAGACAUGGAAAGAGUGGGAAAGUAAGCUUUUUUGUGACAUUUUUUUCAAUUCAGUGCUCCUGAAUGGGGUUUUUUUUUUGAAUGGCAUUAAUAAAAAAUGUGUGGAAGUGGAAUUCUUUUCCUUGUGACAGAAGGUCUUCUGUCCUUAGGUGGUUGCAUGAGCCGGUGCCUGUUGUGGGCAGCAGUGUGCCUGUAAGAGAAAACACAGCGUAAUGACGGUUUGGACAAAUGACUGCACAGCUCUUCCAUGCAGUGGAAUCAGAGUCUGCAGCCCUUUACUGUGUGUGGGGGCCGAGGGUUUCUUAUCGCGGGGCUUCACUGUGUCUUGCUUGAACUGCACUCCUGGCUGUUUGAAUAUAUUGUGGUACAUGUGUGUAUCAUUGUGAUCUACCCCUAGGGCAUUGUCUUCAGCCAAAAAGAUGAGUAUGGUAUGUACAAUGUGUGCCUCUUCUUCACAUUAAAAACCUUACCA
Messenger RNA from Megalops cyprinoides (Indo-Pacific tarpon), 3558 nucleotides. Its product is annotated as chondroitin sulfate glucuronyltransferase-like. Gene Ontology annotation, molecular function: glucuronosyl-N-acetylgalactosaminyl-proteoglycan 4-beta-N-acetylgalactosaminyltransferase activity. Lineage: Eukaryota; Metazoa; Chordata; Actinopteri; Elopiformes; Megalopidae. Gene Ontology annotation, cellular component: Golgi cisterna membrane. The coding region runs from base 505 to 2802 and encodes 765 amino acids. The transcript is spliced from 4 exons. The record is from RefSeq and is a predicted model, not a curated record.